UUUACUUACGGUAAUUCUGUACGAAAUCUGCCGUGGCCGUAGGAAUUUCGAGAAAUAUCCCAAUUUUUACAACUUUGGUCUUUUAAAUAUAUUCCAGGUUCCGACUAGCUUCUCCAUUCUAAUUGAUUACAGGAAGUGGUUCCAGGAAAGCCUUUGAUCUUAAUGUUGGAUUUAAGCCAAUGCAUGGAGAGGGGAACUAGUUAGAGCUGAUGUUGAUAUCCAUCAACCAACGAAUCACAUGCUUACUUGGAGACUAGCACCUGACAACCUUAAUUAAUUGAGAAAUCUCUGCUUUAGUACAGCAUUGCUGAAUUCUGAAUGGAAUUUUAAUUGUGUUGAUCUACAAAGCAAAUGAGAUGGCAUUGUCAACGAUGAAAGCAUUUCAACCAGGUAUCAAGCAGGCUUUGAAUUUUAAGAGAGCUUCAAAAAGCUGGAGCCUAGCUGUUACUUUCUACCGUCCUCAGAGCAAUUUCUCAGCUGUCCAUGAAUACAGCCCAGCAAAGGAAAAGUCCAGGCCAGUUGUGUCCUUUUACAACCAGAGUGCAAUCGAUGUUGCUGCAAAAAAGCCCUCUGUUCGUCUAACACCAGCUACCCUCCUGUACACUGGGAAGUCACCUGAUGGCAAUCAUCUAUUGAGGAGUGCCCAAUAUCUACACAAAGAGUUGCCAGUGCGGGUAGCACAUCGUAUUGCAGAAUUCCGUGGUCUACCCUUUAUCGUUGGCUGCAAUCCCACAAUCCUUCAUGUUCAUGAACUCUACAUCCGUGCAUUCCAUCUUCUCUCAGAGUUUCCAUCAAUCCGAGACAUGGAGACAGAGAGACAGUACUGUAAGAUGGUGAAGACACUAUUAGAUGACCACAAAGAUGUUGUAACCCAUCUAGCUGAAGGCUUCAGAGAAUGCAGAAAACACAUCACAGAUGAGAGCCUAAUACACAAUUUUUUGGAUCGCGUCCUCACUUCAAGACUAGGUAUUCGGAUGCUGGCAGAACAUCAUCUAGCUCUUCAUCAAGAUAAGAAUGACUCCAUUGGCAUCAUUGCCACCAAGAUGGCCCUCAAGAAAGUCAUUGAGAAGUGGGUCUCAUUUGCAAGAGAGCAAUGUGAGUUGCGGUAUGGCUAUGCUCCUAGUGUGAAGAUCAAUGGACACACUGGGGCCACUUUCCCGUACAUCAUCCAGCCCUUAGACUACAUGCUUCCAGAACUUCUCAAGAAUGCCAUGAGAGCAACAAUUGAGAGUCACUUGGACACACCAAUGAACCUACCAGAUGUUAUCAUUACCAUAGCCAGUAAUGACAUCGAUUUCAUCAUUAGGAUAUCAGAUCGAGGAGGAGGUAUCCCUCAUUCCAUGUUGAAGAAGGUGUUUCAGUAUCACUUCACUACAGCUAAUGACGAUGAGAGUGUGAGUGAUAAUGGUGGAGCAUUCGGUACUUUGAUGGAAGCCGUUAAUCAGACUACAGCUGGGCCUCUCUGCGGAUUUGGAUUUGGACUACCAGUAUCAAAGGCAUAUGCAGAAUACCUAGGAGGAUCAAUAUCACUGGAGACCAUGCAAGGAAUCGGAACAGAUGUCUUCCUCAGAUUGAGGCACAUCGAUGGCAAACAAGAAAGCUUUAGGAUUUAACUUCAGCAUCAUCAAGCUCCCAAAUCAUCAAAAAGAGCCAUGACAUCUUAAUAUUCAGACCCUUUGGCAUCAUGUCAAUUCGUGGUACCAGUAUUCCCUGGUUGUUGGCUAGUCUUAUACCAAAAAGAUGCAAGUACCAGAAGUUUGUGUUUGUGAGAAAGAUGAUUAGAGAAAGGGCCAUUGAUGCUUUAUAUUCAAAGACUGAAAAUUGUACACUGGUACAUUUAUUUAUGUGAUGAAAACCAUUUCCAAAGAAAAGCUGUAAAAUUGCUGUUUGAGAUCACAUUUGAUCUUGUUUGUGCAGAUAUGUAAAUCCAGUGGAUAUUCAAAGCUUCCUUUCUGUAUUCUUAAAAUCAUAUCUAUCAUUCACCUGUUUGUUUUUACCCUGUUGAAAUGAUUUCCAGUAGAUUACUAUGCAUCAAAAUGACCUUAUGAUAGGAUAAAAUGUAAAACAGUGAAAUAAAAUAAGUCUCUGAAAUGAAACUGAUAGGUGACAUUACUAUUACGAUAAUUACCCAAAUUUAGCAUGCAUGGUCAAUAUGGUCAUUGACAUAGAACAAAGAAAAUUGCCACAUUUUAGAUCUUUGAACUUAAUUGACCAUUUGUUGAUCCAAGUCAACUUUAAGAUUGAUUUUCCUGUCAAGAAUACUAGCUUACACCCCUUUUGAAAUGUUAGAUAAUAUUUUUGUCUGUAGUUGUUCUGACCUUCAAUUUACCCAUUAACAACUCAUUAGACAUUACAAUGUUACCAUUGACUUAUGCUGCAUUAAAUAAUUUUUUCUUCACCAAAUCUUUCAACUAGAAACUUAAUGAAACUUGAUUUGUGACAAUGUGUCUCUUGUGACCAAGAUAUUUGCUAGACAAAGAAUUUAUGUUGUCAAGUUUUAUCAAAAUAUGGUGAAAAUAGGCUGAUUUAAUGGUUUUAACUUUUUGUACAUUCAUGGGUUGUCUUUUGAGGUAUGUUUUAUUAUCACUAUGUCAUAAUCAACCUGUAGUGUAUGUAAGAAAUUGCUCUAAAGGUUUGUUUGAUGUAGACUAAUAUGACAUUGUUUUCAUCUCUCCGUUCAAUUAUAUGAAGAUCAUUAUUUUUUUCAGACAGCAAAGAAGGGCUUAAGUACAUGAGCAUAUAUCUAUGUAUAAGUAUAAAAGAGAAUAUGUUAUAAGCUUGUCGUAAAUUAUUUUAGCUAAGUUAUAUUAAAUGAGCUCAGGUAAUGUAUAUUGCCAUAUUUGGAUUUGGUGCUAGAAGAUGUAAAGCUAGUACCGUAUGCAUAAAACAAAAAAUCAAAGUGUGCAUCUCAAUAGGGUUAAAAAGUAACUCUUACCAGUAAAGAUUUUACUUUGCAAAUCAAAUGUUAUUGUUUUAUCUUAAUAUUAAGAGCUUAAAAUGUUUAGGAGAUAUUGCAAAAAUAAUUGCAUUCUCUGUAGGCAAAGAGGUAAUUUGUGAGUAACAUACUAGUGUCAUGUCACCAAAAUGAAGGCUGAUGCAGAACUCGAUCAACAUAGAGAUUGAUCCUGCUUGCAAAUGUUAUUGUUUUGGUUCAUGUUCGAGAUCUACAAUGCCAAGUACUAUAUCUACAAUGCCAAGUUCUAUGAAGCUUCUUUCUUACACUUCAGCAAUUAACAUGUUCCAUUAUCUGGUGUAAGUAAAAGAAAAAAUAUAUGUACAUAUAUGACUUGGAAACAAAAUGUUCUGGGAUAUUUGGUGAACAGUUGUAUGUAUGCUGAGGUCAGUUCACGGAUGUAGCUGCAGUGACUAAAUUUAAUGAACAUAGGCUGAACCAGAGAAUUUUUAGAAAUAUGUGUUCUCUUGUAUGUUUUUCUUAAAAACUAAAUUUCAACAAUCAAUGCAUUCAUCAGUUUAAAUGAUUUAUUUGUAAGGCAUAUGAAACAUUGCCCACUAUGUGGAAUGCUUAACUUAUAGAAAUAUUGUUAUUAAUAUUAUCAUAAUUAGAGGUAUUCCAAUCGAGCGAAUCAUAAACUUACCUGAUAUUGAAACAAAGAGCAUAUUUUAUGGGUGGGACAUAUAAACUGAUAUACUGGAAGUUUUUAAUCAUAAUUUAUUCAUUUGUACCAUUUAUAAAAUUUACCUUUACUCAAAAGCUUAUUUUUAAAGAUAUGAAAACAGGAUUUUUUUUAUUUAAAUCUCAUACAAUUGCACCUAGUUCAAACAUGGCAAGGCUCAGCUCAGCUAAGCUAAAUUUCAAAUUUACCCAUGGUGAUACAAAUGCCCCUUUUUGUGCUGCACAGGAGCAUUUCAUGAAAAACAUUGUUGGUCGUAAUUAUAAUGUUGAGAGUGUUUCCUAGCAUCUUGGAACAAACAUAAAUGUCCACUAAAAUUCUUUGAAGAAUUUGAUUGGUUCUCAACAUUUUUGUAGUCUGGAUAAAAUGAAAUGUCUCUUGAAUCUGAGGAAACAAAAUUUGUACCUCAUAUCCCAUUGAACACAAAAUGAUGCUGAGAUGUGCUAUUUUUGAAUUAGCCUUUACAUGUAGAUCUUGCCUUUAUUUGUUACAUUUGUCUUUUUUUAGGUCUUGAUGCAUCUAAAUAUUGCUGAUAGUGAAUUUAUUUUGAAUGAAUAUUGUUUUAUAUUUUGUGUUUGUUUCAUUUGUUGAAUACUUUGGUUUUAUAUUUCAUGUUGCAUGUAGACAAGGGAAUAUUUGUGUUAGUUAUUAAUUUUCUUUCCCCUCCAAGUCAUUGUAUUUCACUCAUUAGCAUCAGGUAUGUAGUCCAGGCUGGUACUUUGCCGGAGUCACAAGGCAGAUGGGGAAAAUCUUCUCCAAUAGACUUUGUACAAGUGACCCGGGCCAAGUCGGAGACCAUGGCUGGCAAAAUGUGGCCUCGAGGCCGGUCCCAACUACAUCCUUGAUUAGCAUGGAUGGAUCCGAUGCCUGGUGUACAGAUACAGGAUACUGGCCUUCCAUGGACUUUGUAGACUUUGACCAAGGCCAGCAAAUAUGGCCUCAGGGCUGGCCUUCACCAUAAAUAGAGUGAAAUUUACUUUAUUUUGGAAGAAACAAAUGUAAAUGUCUGGCAUGGAAUUUACAAGUCUAAUUCAGGAGGAAAUACAGUGUUUAAUUUUAAUUCAUCCUUCAUCAGACAAUUAGUCUAGAUUUUCAUGCCACCUAGAUAUUCAGUACUUUUUAAAAAUCAAGACCUGUGUGCUUUUACUCAUAGAUGGCUAUAUUACCUGUGUGCACACAACAUAUUCUCAUUUAACACUGCUAUGCAUACAUACACCUUGUAGUGCAAUGGGUUUAGCUUUCUUUUAACUAAUUUAUUUCCAAAGGAGAGUCAUUGGUCAUUAUCAAAGAUUUCCCCUCUCCUUAUGCAAAAAAAAAUAUUAGAACUGUUAAGAUAUCAUUUUAUUAGUAAAUUUAAAUUUCAGUUUUACAUGCUUAACCAUACUCAUACAAGAUACAAUGGUGUGAUUUUUUUUGGAAUAUGCUUGUCAUGGUUUGAUUUUAUAACAUUUGAAUGAUCAGUUUAAAGUCUUAGACUAGUCCUAGCAGAAGAGCAUAACCUUUUCUCUUUGUCUUUCUGUCUGAUGGAAACUGAGUAUUAAAGAUCUUGUGUUUUAUUUUAUUUUAGUCACACCCAUCUUAAUUCAUUCAUGAGCUAGAAAGAGUAGUACUAUAGAAAAAUCUGUAUUCUUUUGCGCAAAGUUUUUCAUUGUUUAUGCCACCUUGCCUGAAGUAAAUUAUUUAUUUCUCUUAAGAGGUUUUUUCUUUUCUAUUCUUCAUGCGGUCUAGUGAUAUGUAACUGAUUAAGACUGUCAAGUAUUAUUGGCAUUUAUUUUUAUCAUGGAAUUUAUGUUUUCAGAGACACAUCCUGUUAUGCCUUUGAGUUUUGAAAAAUAUAUAUAAAUAGUAAUUAACAACCUAUGUGUUCUGUUAAUUAAUGAUAAAGCAAUUAUAGUACAUGGUACAAAAUUAGCAUUGGGGAGAAAUCAGUACGUUCAAUGUCAAUCAUUUGCAUGAGUGUGCUUUAUUAUGGAAAUGGCGUUAAAUCAUUUAGCAGGAAAAAUGUGAAUUGACAACACCCUGGUUUUCAAAUUUAGGGGAAAAAUCAAGUAGUGUUCUGUCUAAAUUUGCCUAAAAUCAUCCCUACAAUCAAUCACUAAAGCUUGAUGUGGUGAGGCCCUCUCUAUCUUUAAACCUAUGUUUAACACAUUAUUUACACAAGGGUAUUUUCAUCACCUUGAAUCACAUCUUCAAAUUGCUGAAAAGUGUGCAAAUCCAUCUCUUUGGAAUGUCUCCUCUUGCAUAACAUGAUGUUCUUGCGGGAUCCAGUUAACGAGUUAUUCUUGAUGAAUUACAAUAAUCCAACCUCUUGUAAUUCUUGUUAUAUUUUCAUAAAAACUUGAGAAUAAUUUUAUGUCAAAAUACAUAUUAGCUUGUGCACAGAGAUAUGCGCCGUUUGUGCAUCUGACAUCAUGCACCCUGAAUGAAGAUAUAAGAAAAGAUAAUACUAUUGUAUUGUAAGUGCAAAGAUACAAUAUUUAUGUGAAAACAAUAUCAGAAUAUGAAAUGCACUUGUAUUCUCGUAUUUAGGAUGUGGAGUAAAGCAAAAGCAAGAUUUCUUUCCAUAUUAGGAUGGCAUGAUGCUGGAUUCAAUGAGGUAAAAUGCAGGACUUUGGAGAGUGUUUUGAGCAUUUCAACUCUUGUAUUUUGCGUAUAGAGAAAGAGUGGACUUAAAAGGCAGCUUGUAUAAUGAACGUGUGAAAAUUGGAUUCAUUGAAAAAUAAUGGUUUGGAUGAAAGGUAGAUUUAUUCCUGUUAUAAGGAAUGAAAUAGGGCCUUAUUUUGUUGGGCAUGUAUUUUAAAGUAGAAUGGGUUUACAUGCUAUCUGGUAUUCAUCCUAGUCCAAGUUUCACAAAACUAUCCCAAGUUUUAAUGUUUGUGUGACAUCCAAAAGAAACAUCAAAUUUGAUAUGAUGGUUCUUGUGAAAUAGACCCCAGCUUUAUACCAUUAAACAUUAAAUGACAUGAAUAAUUGCAACAUGUAUCAUGUUGGUUUUCUUUCCUUUCUUUCUCUAGCAGCUACUACAGUUCAUGUAUUGUAAAAUAGCAUUUUAUGGUGAUUUUAAAGUGAAAACUAGUAUUGAAAAACAAAUAUUACUAGUAUGCCAAAUAUUGUACAUAUUGGAUAAGGUAUAUAAGAGCUUCGGGCAUUAUAUAGUAAUACAUGUACUCGCAGCAUCAAGCCAAUAGAAAAUAUUAAGUACAUGUUUAUGGCCUGAAUAGUGAUUUUCUAUCUCUUUACAUAUGUAUCUAAUUUGUGAAAUAUUUUGGAGGUAUAAACAGACUUUUUCAAAUGUAGCAUGUUCAAAGAUUUUAUUGUUUGAAUUAAUUCUUUCAUCUUUGCUGAUAACAACAAAAAACAUAAAUGAUAUCCAAAGCAAAAUGUGUUGAAUGCAGAAGAUAUUUGUUUUGUUAUAUCAAAGGUAACACUUUGCUAUGUUAUUCGUUAUUCAAAUUAAAUGUAGAAUUAAUCCCACAUUUGAAUGGAUAAACAUAUAUAACCAUAUAUACCCCAUGUUUUCCAAAAACUUUAGUGUAUAAAUGGUGAUUAUAAAUAAUCACAAGUAGGCCCAUAGUAGGCUUUGGUUUUGAGAACUGCACUUGAUAUAUACUAUUCUCCUAGUUUUCUAUGAAAUCAUAAAAUUACAGUAUUGCAUGCUUUGUAAAACAUGUAGUACCGUUUUUAAAUCUUGCUCUGAAUCACAAUGUUACAUGUCUUGUGGUGUAUAGGAUGUGUCAUGUAAUAUAUGUUUUGAGUAUUAAGACAGCAAUAAAAAAAAUGUAUGGACUGUAUACUACCUUAUUACUUUUCUAGGCCUUUUCAUAGAGUGCUUUAUCAUAGAAAUAUUUUGCUCGUCAUAGCUUAACAGGCAUUCAAGUCAAAUAUUCUCUUUGAGAUAACAUUAUGUAAUGCAAGCUUUGAGUGGCGUGUGUUGUAAUUACAGGUAAAGCAUCCAGGAAUAGCGAUCAAGUACUAUUGUGAAAGGUAUUACAGCUUUAAAAUGACGGGUAGUAAUACAAAACUAAUCUUCAAACUAGAUGUGUUGACAUCCCAAGUGGACAUGCGUUUCAUUUGGAUGUGGGUGUAUCUGAGAGAUUUGUGAAUAGUUUUGACCAAGUCAUUUCAUGGUACACCAUGUAUUCUUUUGUUGGCAUAUGUUGGUGCUGAAACUUCCCAAACUUGAUGUUUGUACAGUCGUGUUCUUGUCGUCUUCCGGAGAAUGCAACAAGAACAAAUGUUUGAAACAUUGAGUUUGGGUGAUCCUUUUCAGGACCAACAUAUGCCAAUGAAAGAGUACAUAGUGUACUGUGAAACCACUACACUCUUCUUCUCUGCCAUAGAAACCUUCAGAAGUUAGACCAAGUCAUUUGCUAUUUGUCUCCUUGACUAUGCUGAAUGUUAAAGUCACAUAAUUGUAUAACUUGUUUGCCAUACCUUUUUUGUCAUGAGUAAUAAUGAAAACAAAGAUUGCAUAAUCAUACAAUACUUCUUUGUUUCAUUUUAUUUGGUCCAAACCAAUGAUGAGCUGCAAGUGAUAUUGUUAUUUCAUAUAUACAUGUAUGUGAGAGUAAUUAUAUUAAAAGGCUUGUACAUAAAAGGCUGA
Messenger RNA from Lytechinus variegatus (green sea urchin), 8235 nucleotides. RefSeq names its product 3-methyl-2-oxobutanoate dehydrogenase [lipoamide] kinase, mitochondrial-like (gene bckdk). The coding region runs from base 357 to 1613 and encodes 418 amino acids. Gene Ontology annotation, molecular function: pyruvate dehydrogenase (acetyl-transferring) kinase activity. NCBI's taxonomy places the organism in Eukaryota, Metazoa, Echinodermata, Echinoidea, Temnopleuroida, Toxopneustidae. Gene Ontology annotation, biological process: protein phosphorylation; regulation of glucose metabolic process. The record is from RefSeq and is a predicted model, not a curated record. The transcript has 11 exons. Gene Ontology annotation, cellular component: mitochondrion.